UAAACAUUACGAAACCAAUCUGUACAAUACAGUUUUGUUUUAUCCAAAAUGUCGAAUUUGAAUAAAGUGGAUUUUGUGACGGGGAUGCGGCGGAUGGUGUAUGCCGUAACACCCAAUGAAACAUCGUUCAAAGCAGUGGAAGAAGCCCCACACUAUAUCAAUGAGGCGACUCCGUUUUUCUGGGUGUGUAUGGUAAUCGAGCUGGCCAUUUCAGUAGCGAAACAAGACCGGAAGUACCGUAUGAGCGACGCCUUCACUUCCAUCAGCGCUGGAAUGUUCUCCCGGCUGCCCAUGGUCAUAUUGCGGUCAAUAACGCUUGAGGGCUAUGUCUGGGUUUACCAGAACUUCCGGUUGACAGAGCUCCCCUGGGACUCCCAAUGGACGUGGUGGCUCACAUUCCUGGGCGUCGACCUUGCUUACUACUGGUUUCAUAGGAUGGCUCAUGAGGUAAACUUCAUGUGGGCUUUACACCAGACGCACCAUAGUUCUGAGGACUACAAUCUGUCUACGGCACUCCGCCAGUCUGUCUUCCAAAUAUAUUCCUCAUGGGUAUUUUACCUUCCUAUGGCUCUGUUCAUCCCACCAGCCGUGUUUAUAGUUCACCAGGAGCUCAACAUCCUUUACCAAUUCUGGAUACACACUCAGUACAUCCGGUCACUUGGUCCCCUAGAGUGGAUCCUCAACACACCGAGUCACCACCGCGUCCACCAUGGCCGGAACCCCUACUGUAUAGACAAAAACUACGCUGGUACACUCAUCAUAUGGGACAGGCUGUUUGGAACGUUUACGGCUGAGAAGGACACCGUAGCGUACGGUCUUACACACCCGAUCAACACUUUUGAGCCCUUUACCAUUCAGGCUGGCUACAUCAAGUACCUGUUGGAGCGACUUGGUUCCCUUCGCGGGCUGGGAAACAAGAUCUGUAACUUCCUGUAUGGCCCGGGAUGGUUGCCAGGGAAACCGAGACUCGGGAAUAUAGAGGAUAUUCCGAAGGUCGAGAGUCCUGUCCGGAAGUACGACGUGCGCAUGCCCAGUUGGCUGUCCGUAUACGUGUUUGUCCACUUCAUGUUGUUUGCUGGCGGAUACCAAGAAUUGAUGGCUAGAAAAACGACGCUGUCACAAACCUCUGUCCUGGUGUUUGUCGCCUACUGUUUCUUCAACCUGACCUGCUUCGGACGCCUUUUCGAUGGAAGCAAAUCUGCGAAGAUAUUCGAGCUGGUCCGUUGCCUGAUGUUUGUCGUUGGCGAAACUGUACUAUGUCAGAUCGGCUGGUUUGGAGAACGUGGGGAGCGGCCCUUGGCCAUGGUCGCUUUCCGGUGGCUGUUCGCCGCCUCCGCCUCUCUAUGGGUUGCGCUCAUCAUGCGCGCCGGAAAUGCCACUGAGGAAAAUGCGCCUAUGAAGCCUGGUACCAAUUUGACGAAGAAUAGGUUGGACAAUAAGAAAAAAUCAAAUUAAAUGUUGUGACCAUAAAAAUAUUGCAAACCAAAGAUUGUUGAUUGGUGCUAUAAUGAUUCAAAUACUACUUAAUUACGGUAGUGGUAUUUUUGUUGUGAUUCAUUUCCAUAGUGAUAUAAUAUGUUGUACAACAUGCGUUUUAUGAUUAUUACUAUUCAUACAAAUGUAUCAGGAUAAGCAGGCUAUCUGGGGCCGUAUUCACUUACGUCUGAGCCAGCGGCCAUACGUACUAACAGUCUCAAGUCCAAGUCUAGACUCAGACUCAGAAAAGGAACAAAAAAACAUAUCAAUUUCAUUUCCUUUAUAAAAAAUAUGUAAAUAAUAGUAAAACAUUCUAAUAGAAAUGUAUUUCAGCAAAUUUUACCAUCAAUGCUCUGAUAGAAGGAAAAUUACAAUGAAAUGAAGUUUUGCCAUAAUGAGUCUUGAGUCUGAACUUGGGACUGUUCGUAAUCACAGCCCCUAAAAAGCGAAUUAUAUGUUUCGAAAUAACUAUAAUAUGAGUAAUUUUGACAAAAGAUUUGUGCCUGACUGUAGAACUAUUUUUGUGACAGAUACAGCAAUUAUUACCCGCUUUGCUCCUAAAUUAAUAUUUUUACACCACAAUUAAAAUCUUGCUUCUCAAAUUUAGACUCAAGACGUGAAUACGGGUCCAGAAGCUCCAAAGUCUCGUUGCUUUACUCAACAAUUAUACUCGGAAAUAAUAGUCUGGAAAAGUAUUUUAAAUCACAUGUUGUUGUUUUUAUAUUGCAUGUUUUAAUUAUCUGUGAUACUCGUUUUGUUUUUGCUAUUUAGCUGUACAUUACUGUAUUAAAGGUGGCAUAUGAUAUGAAUUUUAUUCUCAGGAAAUAUAGACAUUAUAAUUUGCUCAUACAUUGUAAUAGGGACGGGACUGUUUUACCAACGAACAUUCAAUAAAAGGACAAAAUAGCUUAACCAAUAUGGAUGUUAUUUUUGUAAGAUUUGUAAGUAUCUUCCAUGACCGAGAAUGUAAAAUAGGCUCAUCCCAGCCCGAGCUUAGGGUGUUUUACGGAAAUGAGGUUUACCGAGUUUUGGCAGAACACCCUACCAUGCGCGACUGUUGGGAUGAACCUAUCUUACACAAGCGGCCGCGGUAGAUGCUUUUUCUCCCACCUCAGUUAAACAAAAUACAGUAAAAACGAAUUUUAUUUUAUUUUUACAAACGGGUACUUGUUUAUUUUUGCCCAUGGACAAGAUAAGGGUUUCCUGCAUGGCCAAAUAUUUGGAUCUACUUAUCUGGGGUAGGAGAAAAGGAUUUCCAGCAUGACAAAAUAUUUGGAUCUACUUAUCUGAGGUGGGAGAAAAUACAGUGGUCAGCUUAAAGUCAGUAUUGCCUAAAUGAUAGUGAUUAUAUUACAUCUAGUAUUAUAUAUACGUACUUUGUAGUCACAUGUUAGACAGUGAUCGAUUGUAGGUCAGUAUGGCCUAAUAUAUGAUUAUAGAUAUAUUAUAUCGGAUAUAAUCCAUUCAGUUUUAUAUAUAUGUCCUAGAUAGUCACAGUUAGACAGUGCGGUAGGUUCAGGGUCAAACCUCCUCAAAAACUUGUAUUUCACUGAGGUAUUUACCUGAAAUGUAUAAAAUCGUGGAUGCAUCUCGACCAAUAUAUAUUGGCGUGACAUUGUUACCGAAACUUUAUAUCAUGUAUAAAAGUAUGAAGGGUCGAAAUGCAUCAACGAUUUUAUACGUUUCAUAUAUAUUAUCGUUUUAAUUGUUAAGGUAUCAGUUUUAGGUUAAAAUUAUGUGUUUUGAGGGUUCAUUUGCCAGCCAACCGGGGAGGACGAGCCCUUGUUCCCCAUUCUAGUCGCGCCUCUGAUGUUAUACAUGUACUCCUUAACUAGAAAUUUUAA
Messenger RNA from Mya arenaria, 3320 nucleotides. Its product is annotated as alkylglycerol monooxygenase-like. The coding region runs from base 49 to 1455 and encodes 468 amino acids. Gene Ontology annotation, biological process: lipid biosynthetic process. Gene Ontology annotation, molecular function: oxidoreductase activity; iron ion binding. Gene Ontology annotation, cellular component: endoplasmic reticulum. Lineage: Eukaryota; Metazoa; Mollusca; Bivalvia; Myida; Myidae. The transcript is spliced from 11 exons. The record is from RefSeq and is a predicted model, not a curated record.